AGCUUGACAACAAAGCGGCUGUUUGAUGUCGUAACGGUCGGUGACGCUCUGUUUUUUAAUUAGACACCAACUGUUAACAGUUAGCGCACGACAAUUUAGCCCUAAAUGAAACCGACGACGUGAAGUCGGAGUUUGUCACUUCGGCGUGUUUUUUCUCCGUGUUUGAAGCGGAGCUGAUGUCAACAUGGCUGCGAAGUCUGACCAACUUCUCAUCGUUGUUUCCGUCCUGGAAGGUCGGCAUUUUCCGAAGAGCCCUCGCCUCAGUCUGGUGGUCCAGGCGAGCUUCGACGGCGAACAUCUGGAAACGGAUCCAGUGGAGCAUCGAGAGCAGCCGCAGUUCAGCACCGAGCUGGCCUGGGAACUGGACCGCAAGACGCUGCAUCAGCACAGGCUGCAGCGGACGCCCAUCAAGCUGCAGUGCUUCACUCUGGACUCUGUCAGCAAGAAGAAGGAGUGCGUGGGCUACAUCGUCUUGGACCUGCGGUCCGUCCAUGAUGCCAGGCAGGAUCCCCGCUGGUACACGCUGCUCAGCAGCAAAUACACCAAGCAGAAGGCGGCACUGCUCGUCGGCACGCUGCUGGAGAACGACUCCAAGGCAGCAGCAGCUUCUCCUGACAAGAUCCGGGCCAAGAAGGCGGCGCCUCGACAAGGUUCUGGCCCGGUGAGCGACGCGCUGCCCGCCAGGCUGGAGGCAGAGCUGAUCCCGGAUCAGGGCUACCAUCAGGUCGGUCCGGCGGAUCGCUGUGGCGACAUGUUCGUCCUCUCCGUUACCGUCGCCUUCGCUACCAAACUGGAACAGCUGAUUCCCAGCAAUAAGAAGCUUCCGGCGGACGACUCCAGUUUCUUCUUCUACUACUCCCUUCUGGGGAACGACAUCACCAGCGAGCCGUUCCACAACCUGCUGAGUCCAGACUUCGAGCCGGAGCGCGCCUCCGUUCGCAUCCGCAGCAACACGCAGGCGCUGCAGGCCUUCCUGACGCAGCAGUCCAGCCUACAGGUCCACCUCUGCUGUGGGAACCGCUCUCUGGGCAGCAGCGACGUUUCGCUCUCCGCCCUCGCUGCCGCCGCCGCCGACCUGGAGGCCAAAGGCGCCACGGUGGAGGGAGCGUUCGUCCUGCAGCCGCCGCCGCGCAGCAAGCUGCCGGCUCUUCCUGCGGAGCUGCAGCCGACGGUGGGCGUGGCCGUCACCCUGAGGAGGGAGGAGCCAACGCCUCAGGUUCCGGAUCCCAGCAGAGCUCCGCCUCUCCCUCCUGCUGUCGCUUCGACCCAGAAACCUGCUGCUUCCCCUCCUUCGUUCCGUACGGAGAGCGAGGCCGAGAGUCUGCUGGAGUGCGACAGGAAGCUGGCGGCAGGUGAUGAAGCUGAUGCUCCUCUUCCUCACCCGGAAGACGGCGCGUCCUCCGUCAGUGUCUCCGCUCCCAAAGUGUCCAUCCCCUCCUCCCAUCACUACUGCUUCUCUCUGGACCUGCGCAGCCUGGCCAAGCUCACCACGCCAUACCCCAUCGCCGCCAUGCUCAGGUAUUCGUACCAGUUCUUUGGCAGCUCGGCUCCCAUCAUGACCAGUCCGCCAGUGGAACUGCAGAGGAACAUGGAGGUGUCGCUGCCGCAGUCCUACUGCGCCUUCGACUUCGCCGCGCUGCCGCAGCAGCUGCAGGACACCUUCCACAGGGUUCCUCUGGUGGUGGAGCUGUGGGACCGCGGCUCGUCCAGCAGAGACCAGCUGCUGGGUUCGGCCUCCAUCCAGCUGCACCAGCUGCUGAGCUCAGAGAAGAUCCAGCUGAACUCGACGGGGGAACCGGGCUGGAGGCAGACCCACCAGGACCGGAUCCCCGUGGUCCACCCGCAGCGGCCCGCGGAGCGCGUAGCAGAGCUGAGCUUUGUGGCGACGCUGGAGGAUCUGGGCUUCAUCAAAGCUAAAGAGGUUCUGGUGUCGGAUUCGAUCCAGGACGAAUGUCCCGCCGUCCCCCAGUCUUCUCACCCAGCGGCGCCCAGACUGCCCCUGCUGCCGCCGGCCCCCCAGGGGCCCGGGGCCCCGCCAGCCCCCCAGGCUACCAGGGACACCCUGGAGUACCGCGCGGCCCUGGAGCUGGAGAUGUGGAAGGAGGAGCAGGAGGAUCUGUUCGACGAUCAGCUGAAGCAGAAGGAGCUGCGGCACAUGCAGGCGCUGGCGGACGAGUGGAGGAAGAGGGACAGAGAGAGGGAGGCGCUGGUCAAGAAGAAGGAGCAGGAGUUCAACCUGCUGGAGGAGAAGCUGCAGAAGACGCUGUGUGACCUGGAGAAGAGGGAGAAGCAGCUGGCGGAGGCGGAGCUGCAGACUCAGCGUCUGCAGCGGGAGCUGAGAGCCGAACACGACCUGACCCAGAAGGAGCUGCAGGAGGCCAGCAGGCGGCUGCAGAGGGAGAGCGACCACCUGGUGGCGCUAGAGAGGGAGAAGGUCCGGCUGAUGGAGGAGGAGCGCGGCCGGCUGCUGCAGCAGAUGACGGACGCAGAGGCCCGGUACCAGCAGCUGCAGAAGGAGUUCCAGCUCUACAGGGAGCAGCAGAACCAGCGGCCCGAGUUCAGGCUGCAGGCAGAAGUCAACCUGCUGGCGCUGGAGAAGGUGGAACUGGAGAGGAAGUUGGAGUCGACCACCAAGUCCAAGCUGCACUACAAGCAGCAGUGGGGCCGCGCGCUGAAGGAGCUGGCCCGGUUCAAACAGAGGGAGCAGGAGAACGCCAUGGCGCGGCUGAAGAAGCAGCAUGCGGAGCUGGAGGCCAUGAGGCUCCGUUACCUAGCAACAGAGGAGAAGGAGGCGGUGAGGCAGGACCGCCAGGAGCUGGACGACAUCAGGAACGAGCUCAACAGGCUGAAGAAGCAGGAAGAGGAGAAGUUAGGCCCCGCCCCCGCAGAGCCAGACUCCGCCCCCAGCCUGAACCUGAACGAGAGCGCAGAGGAACACCUGACCCGCCUGCUGGAGGAGAGAGACACGCUGCUGAGGACCGGCGUUUACACGCACGACGACCGCAUCAUCGCUGAGCUCAGCAGGCAGAUACAGGAAGCCAUGAAGGACAGGAAGCUCUGACGGCCAAUCAGAGGCAACCGGCCGCCACACUGGCCAAUCAGAGGAGGACGUUUAACCUGAGACCCAUGGAGAGGAACUGAUUCAGCUCCGCUGAGUUUACGUUACACAGAAAUAAAACUGAAGUUUGUCGUUUUACAGCGUCUGAUGCUGCUCUGCUCUUUCUGAUUGGCCGAUCACUGAUCAGCUGGGAUCAAUAUUCAGCUGAUCAGAACCAGAGCGCCAGUGUUGAAGGUUUGAUUCCUCGUCGACAAACAGCCGGUGAGGGUGAAUGUUUUGGGCAAAAAACUUUUUUAUUUUGCCAUUUUCUAAGUCUGACUGUGUUUGUUUAAUUUAAUAAUUUAAAAUAGUUUUAAUUAUUAAAUAUUAUUUUUUCUCAUAUGAAACUUGACCAUUUUUAUUAUCGUUUUUAUAAAAAACAUAAUUUUGAGAAAACGUCAAGGUAGAAAAUAAGUUGAUUAUUUUCUUUCGAACGUAAAGAAAGUGAAAUAUUUUCUGAUUUUUACAAAUCUUAUUUUUUAAAUUACAGCAAAAUGAAAACUUUAGAAUGAAGUCACAUUGUUAUGACUAUUAGUGCGUUAUUCUCCCUUUAUCGUCUUACUAUUAGUUUAUUCUUGUAAAGACUUUUUUCUUAUAAUUGUAAUAAAUUCAUAAGUUUAAGUCCUGAUGAGUAAAAUUGAUCGUCGCCUCGUUUCUCUGGCGCCAUCAGCUGCCGUGAAAAUACGUUUAAAAAUAUUUUAUAUUUAUGUGAAACGGCAGAGAAGAGAAACAUUCAGACUCAGAAAACGGAUUCCCAAAACAACCACAUGUUCAUUUUGGCUUCCUGGGCUUCCGUAGAAUCCGCUGACUGAGCGCAGCGGCGCAGAAACACGAAUUAAAGUUGAUUAAAUGUUUUCUGAUCUGAUCUGCAGCAGCUCAAAUGUAUUCAUACGGCUGAACCGAUUCAUGAUGCGUUCAGGAGCUGAAAAACGAUUGAAAUCAUCUCAGUUUCAGCAUUUAGUAAAAACUGAUGUCAUUCUGGUCUAAAUCAUCAUUUAGACGCUGAAACCUUCAGUUCUCUAGAAAAAGUCAAACUGGUUUCACUAACAGAUCAAAACGGGUCAGAAAAUCUGUUUUCACUAAAAUGUCCAGUUUUCGGUUCUGAACUCGACGUUCAGCUGCGUCUGUUACACAAACAUUAAAAUCUUUCUUUAUUUUGUAACUUUAUUUUGAGACGUUUCUGCAGGUGGAAUUUGAUCGUUGGGCCGAAUUAAAAUCUGACGUUUCUCAGAAAUCGAUGUGAUCAUGUGACGUUAAUGUGACUCAACAUUUGAAACGUUUUUACUGAAAUAAUCGAUGCCGGGACGUUUUCUGCCCCGGACAGCAGGGGGCGCUGCAGCCUCGUAUAAUUUAAUUUAUUGUUGUGUGUUUUUGUUUGGAAUAAAUUAUUUUUGCAUUAAA
This is a messenger RNA of Poeciliopsis prolifica (blackstripe livebearer), 4498 nucleotides long. It is a transcript of the gene cep120, whose product is annotated as centrosomal protein 120. Gene Ontology annotation, cellular component: centriole; centrosome. Lineage: Eukaryota; Metazoa; Chordata; Actinopteri; Cyprinodontiformes; Poeciliidae. Gene Ontology annotation, biological process: positive regulation of centriole elongation; centrosome cycle; interkinetic nuclear migration. The record is from RefSeq and is a predicted model, not a curated record.